UGAGAGAGAAACAAAAGCUUGACUUGGCUUUAAACGACCCGAUUCGGGACACAACUGCACCACCUCCGCCUCUUCCUCCUCCUUUUCAUGGAUUUGUUAGAUUUUCUUUCCUUCCAAACAACAAAAUAAGUUUCGAAAUAUGAUUGUUUCUCGCAAUGCUUUGGCUUCAAAACAUCUUCUCAUCGUCGUCCCCUUCGACCUCAUUCUCUUCUUCUUCGAAAACCGAUGAUUGUGACGCCGCCGCCCUUGAUUUUAGGAAGAUUGAUACCUGUGAGGAUCAGCAUCAACGUCGCAUUCACCGUCGUGGUCGUCGGAUCGGAGUUAGUGGUCCCACGCUCACCCGGGCCAGGAAGCUCCGCCAUUUGACCGAAUACGACGUUGCCGCGUCGUCCUCAUUAAGGUCGCACGCCUCCGACGCUUCCGAUUUUGCUCCACUUUCGCUGUCGGCUAGCAGUUACGACCAAACCGCUACCUCGAAGUGUUCGUCCGUCGUGGCGGUGCCCUUGCCGUUGCCUUUGCCAGAGGGGAAAUCCGAUUUAGCGGACGGGGAAGGGCGAUUGCGGGCGACAAAGGAGGCUGGGCACGGUAGAGGCGUGGAGGAGAGGGAGCGUGAUGGGGUUCGAGAUAGAGGCAAAGAAAGGGAUGGAACGGAUGGGGCUGGUGAGGGAAUGUUAUCAAAUUCUCCAAUUGCCAGCAUAUUUGCUGGCCGAGACAAGAAGGCAAAGGAGUACUCAGAGAUGAGGCCAUCUAGGAUUGUGAGCCCAGAUUUGAAUUCAGAAAGUUAUCGGGAAAACUUUAGUCUUAGUGGUCCUGCCAGGAGUGUUCCUAAUAGUCCGUUUGCUAGUCCUAUACUUGCCCCACCGAGAAAAAGUAAUGCUGGUUUGUUUCCAUACCAUCACAUGGUUCCUAAAGGAAAUCAAGUCUGGUCUGCUCCGGAGAUGCUAAAUGUAGAUACUUCAGGGCUCCCUCCCCCUGCAUUCUUUGAUCACACUGCAUUUAGUACUGAUAGUUCUCCCCUUCAUAGUCCACAUAAUAGAAGUCCUCGAAGAAACCUCAGAAGCCCUAGUAGACCUACAUCCCCUUUCCAUACCAGAUUGUCACUUGAUACCUCGGCUCCGCGGCGGGAAGGUAGUGGUCAUACUGAAGUUCACCCAUUACCUCUUCCUCCAGGAGCAGCAUUGCCUUCACCAACUGCUCCCAUGUCUCAACCUAAGGGUAAAGCAGAGUCAUUGCCGAUGAAUUGCCAAUGGCAAAAAGGGAAGCUUAUUGGACGUGGUACAUUUGGAAGUGUUUAUGUCGCUAGCAACCGAGAAACUGGGGCUUUAUGUGCGAUGAAGGAAGUGGAAUUAUUUCCUGAUGACCCCAAAUCUGCAGAGUGUAUAAAACAAUUGGAACAGGAAAUUAAAGUUCUCAGUAAGCUGAAGCAUCCAAACAUAGUGCAGUAUUAUGGUAGUGAAAUAGUUGAUGACCGCCUCUACAUAUAUUUGGAGUAUGUGCAUCCUGGUUCAAUCAAUAAAUAUGUUCGUGAACAUUGUGGAGCCAUAACAGAAUCCGUUGUUCGAAAUUUUACUCGUCAUAUUCUCUCUGGGUUGGCUUACCUUCAUAGCACAAAGACAAUACACAGGGACAUUAAAGGAGCUAAUCUGCUUGUUGAUGCCGCUGGGGUUGUCAAGCUUGCAGACUUUGGGACGGCAAAACAUCUCACUGGAGCAGCAGCUGAUCUCUCUAUGAAGGGAAGUCCAUAUUGGAUGGCUCCAGAGCUCAUGCAAGCUGUUAUGCAGAAAGAUACCAACUCAGAUCUUGCAUUUGCCGUUGAUAUUUGGAGUUUGGGUUGUACAAUCAUUGAAAUGCUCACUGGAAAACCACCCUGGAGUGAGUUUGAAGGGGCAGCAGCUAUGUUCAAAGUUAUGAAGGACACUCCAGCAAUACCUGAAAAUUUUUCACUUGAGGGGAAGGAUUUCCUGCGUUGUUGCUUUCGUAGAAAUCCUGCUGAGAGGCCAACUGCUAACAUGCUACUAGAACACCGAUUCAUGAAAAGCUUGAACCUGGAUGUCACGCAGUCUUUAAAUGGGAUGAAAUUGAUGGAGAAAUCCUAUAGUCCUAGAGAGCAAACUGAAGCCAAGCUUCAAGCGCCAAGAAGGCAAGACUGACCAAUGAUCUCAUCAUGAAACUUCCUGACAUUUUGUACCGAUAUUCUUUAUCGCUGAACUUUGGAGACACUUCCUAAGUUUAUCUACUCUCCACCAAGUUCACAGUCCAGGCCAUGCCAAUUUUUCUGCAUUUAUUGCAAGCUCGACCAGUGAUGGACUGCCAUCCCAGAUAACAGGGAAGAUGGGUUUUGCAGCAUGUUUCCCUCACAAGCCCGGAAACCGGUUCAAAUAAAUUAACUCUGUUGCUGACCUUAUUUAGUGCUCUAGUAUGAGACUAGCUGCAUAAAUUUUUGCUGCUGCAGGUGCCUGUCCUCAUCUAAGCAAUUAGCCACCUCCGAAAAUUUCGGAAGCUUUUUUUGGUCCUGGAAGUAUAUAUAUCUUGGACUUGGGAGUAUAGAAGUAGGUUUUUGUAUAAUUUUCACUAAUUUAGAGCUUCUGCCCAUUACAGAGGCUUUUUAUUUUUUUAUGUGUAUAGAAGUACAGGAGUCAACAUUCUCAGUCACAUGUAAAUUUCGUUACGGUGAAAACGCACAAUUAAGAUUUUAAGAAAAAAAGGCUUCAUCA
Molecule: messenger RNA, 2714 nt
Organism: Tripterygium wilfordii
Lineage: Eukaryota; Viridiplantae; Streptophyta; Magnoliopsida; Celastrales; Celastraceae
Product: mitogen-activated protein kinase kinase kinase 5
Exons: 10
Coding region: 156-2150 (664 amino acids)
Biological process (GO): protein phosphorylation
Molecular function (GO): protein kinase activity; ATP binding
Source: RefSeq, a predicted model, not a curated record